Molecule: messenger RNA, 801 nt
Organism: Carassius auratus (goldfish)
Lineage: Eukaryota; Metazoa; Chordata; Actinopteri; Cypriniformes; Cyprinidae
Product: ankyrin repeat domain-containing protein 2
Exons: 8
Coding region: 1-801 (266 amino acids)
Biological process (GO): regulation of transcription by RNA polymerase II
Cellular component (GO): nucleus
Molecular function (GO): RNA polymerase II-specific DNA-binding transcription factor binding
Source: RefSeq, a predicted model, not a curated record
AUGGACGAGAACAUCCUGUGGGCAACGUCUGUGGUUGAUAGAAGAGCGGCCCUUGAUGAACGGGAGGAGGCAGAGGGUCAAGUGAGAAAGAUCUCCUCUGAUCUGAGGAGUGAGAUUGUUGAUCUGGGGGGUGCAGAGAACAUUAUUGAGCUGCGUAUGAAGAAGAAGAUCAGGAACAAAACCGCAGAAGCUCCCAAAGACCCAAUGGAUGUUCCGGUGGGACCUGUGGAACAGGAUGAGUUUUUAAAAGCAGCAGCUCAGGGAAAGAUUGAAGUAGUUGAGAAAUUUCUGGAAGAUGGAGGAGAUCCCAACAUCUGUGAUGAGUUCAGGAAAACAGCGCUGCAUCAGGCUGCUUUGGAAGAUCAUGCUAAAAUAGUGGAAAAAUUACUGGACAAAGGUGCUGAUAUCAACUUUAAAGACAGGCUGGACUCCAGAGCUGUACAUUGGGCUUGCAGAGGUGGAAGUCUCUCAGCACUAAAAGCUCUUCAGGACAGGGGAGCUGACAUCAAUGUCAGAGACAAACUGCUUAGCUCACCUUUGCACGUGGCCACACGGACAGGUCACUGUGAUGUUGUCCAACAUCUUCUAACCAGUGGAAGCAAUAUUAAUGCCAAAGAUUGGGAAGGAGACACGGCACUGCAUGAUGCUGUCAGAUUAAAUCGAUAUAAAAUUGUCAAACUCCUUAUACUGGCAGGAGCCGAUAUGCAGAUCAAGAAUGCUGAGGGCAUUACGGCCACAGAACAGGUAAAGCAAUGGCAGUUUUACACAAAGGAGACACUGGAGAAACUAGAACAGAUGUGA